GGAUUUUCUGCAUCAACUUAACAAACUAGUGAAACUUUUAUUGAAGAUUAAGUUACUCUUAAGCUGUACUUUAUAGCUCAAAGUCGUUGACUCGUGGAAAGUAUGGCUCAUGCUCAUACACGCAGUGUUAGAGGUGUAUUAUUGCUCGCAGAAUGGUAAUUAAGAGCUUGCAUGUCAAUCUUCCAGAAACUCGCACUUGAAGACGCAAAACAUAGCUGAAAAGUUUUCUGACAUGUGGAUCUAGAGCUCGACGUGGACCUCCAGUCUGGACUGAUAUGGGAGACGUCCGCUUGGCGAACUUUGUGAAACGGGAGUUGCUGUGGAGCACGGAAAUUUCGUUCGUUUUCACGUGAGAUUCACGGACCGUGGAAUCAAUGUGGUGUCUGCCGAAAAGACGCGUGGCCCGAAACUCACCUAAACGUUGACACGUCUUGGAAGUGAUGCACUGGCUUCCCCUGGUUGCCAUGGUGAUCGCCUCGGCCCUGCCUUUCCCUCAAAGUCCUGUAUCCAGGCUUGUUGCCGCGACGAUAGAGCCUGGCAGAAACGACAGCAACAGCAGCUAUUCAGUCAGCAUGCCAGUCAAUUCAACAGCGAGCAACAUCUCCCACGAUGCUCACAGUAACAAUAGUUUGAGCAAAUACGACAGAACAGCUGAUACUUAUAAUCACACCAAAGGGAAGGAUAUCACAUUAUCCCCAUUUACAUAUGAAGCGGACAGUAUAAGUGAAGCUAACCAAGCAAACAUUUUAUCUGAUGACACAAAGAAACGGGAUUUUACAGGUGGAGGAAGGACUACUGGAGAGUCACGUGAUUAUAUGGAAUACAAAUCACACAAAAAACAUCUGGCUAAAAAUGCCAGCUCAAGCAAUAACGUUCUCAAGGACUAUCAACCUGAGUUUCAUGAAGAAAAGAGUACUGGUGGAGAUAAAGAUGAUAUGAACAUGAGGAGUAGUCUUGAUGUUUCCAAGGGCUCUCCGAAGGGGUCCCAAGAGCAUCAAGACGAAACGCAUUCGGGUGGCAGCAGCAACCAAGGAGAGAUGGUGAAGCCAGCUGGGGUUGAGGUGGAAGUGCCAAUGAAGAUACUGAAGGAAGGCUUGGGAGCAGAACUGGGCUUUGGGUUGGACGCAGGCCUACGAGGAGAAGAUCAGAUGUUGCUCGACGCCCAUCCCCGCGUUCUCUUCUCUCCUGCCCUCGUUCCACCCAAACAUCCACCUCUGCUCCUAAUGCUGGAGUUGGGGUUGCUGGCUGAUGACGUUGAGGAUGAGGAAAGCCACACGAUGGACGCUACCCCAGCCAGGGAAGGAGCGGACCAAGAGUCAUAUAAGAACUUACUGCUGGGUGUCUCUGAUUCAGACAACCCCUCCUCGUCCCACGCAUCAUCGCACGAACAACAGCCGAGCAUCCGCCGCAAGCGGCAACUCAGUCACAACACGCAAAGCCGCCAGCGCUCGGUGUGCGAAGCCGAAAGCGGGUGGGUGACUGACAAGAAAACCUCAGUGGACCAGAAGGGCCAAACCGUCAAUAUCUUACCAGAAAUCCAGACCCAGACGGGGCCACUAAAGCAGUACUUCUAUGAAACGAAGUGCCGUAAGCCAUCUCAGCAGGGUAAAGGGGAAGGGCAGGGGGUGGAGGGCGCAGGCUGCUUGGGAGUGGAUAAGAAACACUGGAUGAGCAAGUGCGAAACCAAACAGUCGUUUGUGCGUGCGCUUACAUCUGAUGUCAAUAACAGAGUAGGUUGGAGGUGGAUACGAAUCGACUCCUCCUGCGUCUGCGUGCUGCUCACUCGAGGAACAUACUACACUGAGAAGAAAGCAGAGAGAGUUCGAGAAGGGAGGGGGUACAGAUAAUCGGGAUAGCCCGAAGAAUAGAUCAAUACAGAAAAGGCAGGAUUAAAAGAACGUGUGUAACUGGGUGUCUAAAGCAUCUCCAGCACACGUGGUCUUCUCGGAUGGAAAUUUCUUUUCCAGAUGUUCCUGUAUCUCACUUCACGAACACUUAUCACCACAGUGUCUCGCUGAGGGACAGCUCAGCCAAAAAUGAAAAUCCACUCGCCCUCAUAUCGGUCCAAGCUCAUGAUUUAUUUUUAGCGGUUGAACACAAAAGAAUAUAGUUUAUAUAUAUUUCAUACAGCAAAAAAUUAUGGUCAAGCUCCAAUAGAGAACUACAAAGGUAGUGCAUAUGACUUAUGCAGUAUAUAUUUCAAUAAGUCUUCAGUGUUCAAUGAAAAAAAUGAUACAGUGAGGUGAUGAGAAGAUAAUGACAGGUACUUUCUUCUUUUAAAGGUGAUGCGUGUAAUGUUCAAGUUUUCGAGCUUAAAGGGAUUUUCACCGAAAAAAUGAAAAUUCUGUCAUUUACUCGCCCUCCAAGUUGUUUCAAACUUACAUACAUUUUUGUGUUCUGCUGAAUACAAAAGAAGAUAUUUUCAAGAAUGUUUGUAACCAAGCAGAUCUGGGGCACCAUUGACUUCCAUAGUAGGAAAAAGUAAUAAUUAAAACUUUCACUUUUGCAAAUUUUACUUAAUCCUUUCAUGUUGUGAUAACUUUAAAAAAUCCAUUUAACAGUGUGAAAAAAAGCUUUACUUAAAAAUCAUUUGUUCAGCCAACAUAACAUUGUUGCAUAAAAGUAACAGAUUAAUAAAACCAAUACAGACUUCCUGAGGAUUUUGCAGUCUGUUAUGGGUAAUUGUAGUUCUGGCACCCUCUUGCAGACGUGUAGCACCAUUAGAUAGGUAUGUGAGAAAGUGAGUUUAUAAAAUGGCGUUAUUAAAAUUUUUAGUCAUCAUUAAUUAUUUUUUUCAUGUACUCAAUUGUUGUUUGUUGACUCUACUAAGGUUAGUUACGUUUACUUAAACUUAAACUGAGAUUACUUAAAAAAAAUGCGUGGAACCUGUUGACAUAAUAUUUUUAAUUAAACCCAACAUUUUAUUUUUUGAAGAAUAUGGAAGUGAAUGGUGCCCCAGAUCUGUUUGGUUACUAAAGUUCAUUUAAUGAAUGAAUGCAUGAUUUUUGAAAAACACUUUUGCAAAAUGGAGUCGGGCCGAGUACCAAAACACACUUGUAGCCAAUCAGCAGUAAGGGACAUCUCUACUAAGCGACAUCAUUGCCUGGGUUGCGUAUGUGUGGGGUGGGUCUAUCAAAAGAAGGUCCAGAUUCUAUUGGAGUAGGGGCGUGUUUGUUUAGGUGAUUUAAAAAAAACAUUGGCUUUCAGAGAUCAUGCACGCCGCCUUUAACAUGUUUAAAAAUCUCUUAAUUUGUGUUCAGCAGAACAAAAAACGUAUACAGGUUUGAGGGUGAGUAAAUAAUGACAGAAUUGUAAUUUUCGGUAAACUAUCCCUUUAAUAUGAUAAGACUAACAUAAAGAGUGGGCAAACCAAGAGCAUAAGUUUAAGGCAGGACUGUCUGUUUAUCCAACCAGUACAACAUUUGUGUUGAUGGUAGUAUCACAGAAAUUACACACUUCACCUUUAAUAUCUCCACGCUGCUGUCAUCCUCCACCUUCCACUAGGACAGUGUUUUAACUGUAAACUCACCGAAACAAGAAAACCUCAAUACUGGUGUCUAGGUCAGAUCAGUUUUUUUCUAUACCUUCGUAUAUCGUAUUUGUUUUUGUUGUGUCUAUAGUAUACAGACAAUAAGUUAUUACUUUUAGUAUGUAAGCUUAUGUACUUGAUAUUAAUAUAUUUCUUUACAAAUGUACAAUAUGUGAAACAUACAUAAUUGCAAGUAUGCAGAUAUAUGUGUAUUUAUAAAAAAAACUUUACAGAGGACUUGGGCUCACCGGUCAGCAGAAGUUUAACUUUUAGAAAAGGUCUCGCUUAUACUUUUGGAUGCGUGACCUUCAGGGGACUGACCCAAAACAUGUGCCUUAUGAGAUACAGUUUGAUUUACAUCUCGGAAAUAUGGUUCUGUAAUGGGUGUUGGAUGACAAGGACACCUGUUUAGCGUCUUAGACAAGUUACGUAGUAAAUGUGUUUGUUGGGUUUGAUGUCAUUUUUUUAUUGAGUCAUUGUUAUAAUAAAGUAUUAUAAUCUUUGUAAGGUAGAUACAUUUAUAUAUGAAAAUAAAACUUUUUUUGAAGUAGAUGGAAAUGAGUGAGAUGAGCUUUAGUAAAAUGUAUAAUAAAAAAAAUUGCAAGGUACGUAAGGUAACCUUGUAAUUAUUACAGUAUAGAAUGUGAGUCCAAAUGGAGGGGUACACAAAUGGAUGUUUAUUUAUUUGGAAAGGUGAAACAUGCACACGAAACAAAUAUAAAAUUAAAGAGCACCUAUUUCAUUGCUAAAAAAACAAUGUUAUUUGGUGUAUUUGGUAUUUGUGUAUGUGUUUGCGUGGUUUGUGGUAAAAACACAUUAUUUUCCACAUACUGUAAAUUUUUGUAGCUCCAGAUUUCACUCUCUUCCUGAAACACACAGAUUUGAAAAGCUCUGUGUCCCUGAUUGGCCAGCUUAUCUGAACGUUGUGAUUGGCGUCAGCUGGAAAUGUGACGCUUCUUACCAUGUUUAAAAGAUUCGCUCACAAUGCAAUACUAACAAGAGUUAAGUUACAGGCUGUAAGUCCGAAGCGGGAGGAAUUAUGAUAAUCUCAGUGUUGUCUACAUCACCAAUCCCAGGAAGUAAACUAUUGCCUACAAUCCGUGUUUGUUGUAAUCCAAAAAAAGAGAUUUACGUUGGAAACAACCUUUUGCAUAUCGUUAACAUGUACUAAUAAACACUAAUGCAGCCUUUCCACUGCACGCGACAUACGGAAACGAAAGUCGGAAUUCGCCCCCUAGUGGCAGUCGUAAUGAAGUUUCAGUUUAAUUGUAUAUGGGAGAGAAGCUCAUUCCAGCGCAAGAGGCUUCAUUCUAAUUUGUUUACCAUAUGGAAUAAAUAAAUGAAUGCAAAUGAAUGAAACAAUAAACAGCUAUGCAUAUAUGACAAACAUUGCCAAUAUUUUUUUGAGAGAACAUGAAGACAAGAUUAAAUACACAAAUUAAAUUAAUAAUGUAUUUAUUAUCAGUAAUCAAAAGUUUUUUUAAGGAUUUAAGUGUUAUUAAUAAAGUUAAGCAAAAAGGAUUAAUCAUUUUCACCUCACACACAGUUUAUGAUUGGAAUACAAUGAAAUACAUCCCUUCCGGUCGGCAUAUCGCAUGCGGUUUAGUCGCACAAGUUCCAAUUUUUUAACGGAUCCAACGCUCAUAACGGCUCCGAUAUUUACGCAUCCGCAGAUGGUCGGCACCUCACCCAGCCCCUUUGCGACUCUCCAUAGGAAAUAAAUGACUUGUCGGCCGUCGUUUGUCGUGUGCAGUGGAAAGGCGGCUUUAGACACCAAAAGGAAAGU
Messenger RNA from Misgurnus anguillicaudatus (oriental weatherfish), 5315 nucleotides. RefSeq names its product neurotrophin 4 (gene ntf4). Lineage: Eukaryota; Metazoa; Chordata; Actinopteri; Cypriniformes; Cobitidae. Gene Ontology annotation, cellular component: synaptic vesicle; axon; dendrite. Gene Ontology annotation, biological process: positive regulation of peptidyl-serine phosphorylation; nerve development; neuron projection morphogenesis. The record is from RefSeq and is a predicted model, not a curated record. Gene Ontology annotation, molecular function: growth factor activity; nerve growth factor receptor binding.